Molecule: messenger RNA, 957 nt
Organism: Camelina sativa (false flax)
Lineage: Eukaryota; Viridiplantae; Streptophyta; Magnoliopsida; Brassicales; Brassicaceae
Source: RefSeq, a predicted model, not a curated record
AUGCAAAAGGAUUCAAUCAGCCCUCACUCGUUUCUGGUGGGAUUCCCAAACUUCAAUGACGCCCUCCUUGCAAAAGUGAGCUGGCGGAUCCUCAACCGACCAGAGUCCUUGUUAGCAAGACUACUCCUAGGCAAGUACUGUAAAUCAGAACCUUUCCUUACAUGUUCGGUCUCAUCAACAGCCUCGCAUGGCUGGCGAGGAAUCUGCAUUGGGAGAGACUUAUUAAAACCUCAAUUGGGAAAGAUUAUUGGCUCGGGAACUGAUUCUUCUGUCUGGUAUGAUCCCUGGAUCUCUCUGACCUCCCCCGUAACACCUAUGGGACCACCACCAAAAGAUUAUCAACAUUUGAAUGUGAACGACCUAAUCUGCCCUAACUCUAAUACUAAAUCAGGCGAAUACACAGCAAAGUCGGGAUACCAAGAGGCAUCAAAAGAUAGGAACCACCAAACCCUCCAAGACGAGACUCUAAGAGACUUCAACUGGCUCAAAGAGGUGUGGAAUAUCCGAUGCUCUCCCAAAGUGAAGUUCCUCCUUUGGAAAGUCCUAAACAAUGCUCUCCCAACAGGGAGAAACCUACAGGAAAGGAACAUCAACCCGGAUGCUGUUUGCCCCCACUGUAGUGAUCAGGAAACGAGCCUCCACUUGUUCUUCCAUUGCCCUUUUGCUAAACAAGUGUGGAAUCUAGCUCCUCUCAAACAACAACCAACUCUGGAGAUGAUCACCAGUGUACGACAGGGCAUCGAAGUAACCAACAAAUUAACUUGUUUACCCCCGACUGGCAUUUGCCAAGGAACCCUUUCGCCAUGGAUCCUGUGGGCGAUUUGGGUCACCAUGAACCAGAAGACCUUUGAGAAGAAAUCUCUAAGUGGCCCGGAUACUGUAACUACAACCAUACAACAAGCGAGAGAGUGGUUAACAGCCCAAGAUCUGCCACCACAGACCCCUAAUUCUCACUAG